GAGGAUCGAGUUUGAAGCCGAGGACAUUUCAGCGUCGGACGUGCUUUGUUUUGCUCCUAGCAGCCAGCACAAGCUGACAGAGUUACUCAGCUCAAAUUAGUCAAAAAGACUGCUCUUGAAAAAAUGAAGCCUGCCGUGGACGAGAUGUUUCCGGAAGGAGCAGGACCAUAUGUGGAUCUGGACGAGGCAGGGGGCAGCAGCGGCCUUCUGAUGGACUUGGCAGCCAAUGAGAAGGCAGUUCACUUGGACUUCUUCAAUGACUUUGAGGACCUUUUUGAUGACGAUGACCUGCAGUGACUCCACACCCCCGCACGCCUACACGCACUCACCUUCAUGAACAUGUCCAUACGAAUGAAACGUGUCCCUCUCAAAUAAAACUUGGUUUCAAAAGCA
Messenger RNA from Hippocampus comes (tiger tail seahorse), 393 nucleotides. RefSeq names its product COP9 signalosome subunit 9 (gene cops9). The transcript is spliced from 3 exons. The coding region runs from base 124 to 297 and encodes 57 amino acids. The record is from RefSeq and is a predicted model, not a curated record. NCBI's taxonomy places the organism in Eukaryota, Metazoa, Chordata, Actinopteri, Syngnathiformes, Syngnathidae.